Messenger RNA from Paraphaeosphaeria sporulosa, 525 nucleotides. RefSeq lists its product as uncharacterized. The record is from RefSeq and is a predicted model, not a curated record. The transcript is spliced from 3 exons. Bases 157 to 525 code for a protein of 122 amino acids. NCBI's taxonomy places the organism in Eukaryota, Fungi, Ascomycota, Dothideomycetes, Pleosporales, Didymosphaeriaceae.
UAAGGCUUGUUAUUCACUAGAGUGUUGAGACGCGUACGAUAGCACUCGUAUAUAGGCUAGCGGUAGCAAUAAACCAUUAUACCUUACCAAUUGGCGAUCCAGAGACUCUGUGGCUCCCUUGUAUCUAAUUUGACAAACCAUCGAAAGCAGAAGAAAAUGCCAGACACACGCAAAGGACCAUUCACGCUCGUCACCGUCAACACGGCGCCAGACCGCGCAAAGAGACUUAUAGCGCGCAUGAUCGAGGGCCUGAGUGAUCGCUACGACAUCACCCACGUUGACAACUGCUCUUCCAUCGACCAGGUCGCGGCCAAAGUGCGGCAGCAUCAGCCGAAUGUCUUGUUCUCAGCGUCAAUGUGGUCGCCGGAGGAAGCGAUGAAAAUUCGUGCUAUUGCGGAGAGAGAACGUUCGGGUAUCAAGACCCACGCGAUACCGCAGGGCUUGCAAGUAGAGAGAGGUCCGGACGCGAUCGUCGAGUAUUUGUUGCAAAACGUACCGCCUUUACUUGACUCCGUGGAGCUAUAG